UAAAUGACCUCAAAAGUCUUCCUCCCGACUCCUGUUCCCACAUCCAGUCGUCAGCCAGGCUUGUAACCCCUCAAGCUCCAGCCACCUUCUUCCCACUGCCCCUCACCUUACUGCACAGGAUGUCCCAGUGUUACCUGGGUCCCGUUGCCAGGGCCUUGCCCUGCAGUGCCUUUCCGUCCCUCAGUCUCUGCCAGCCAAAGCCUUCCAAGAAGGCUUCCCAGAAAGUCCUCUUCGAGCCUGAGCAAAUGUCCUCACAACCCUCAAACCACUACUGGCUUGCCAUGUUAGCUAUCUGACCUUACUACUCUUCGUCAUGAGUACCUUGGAGCACAGGCCCUCCUUCUGUUCCACCAAGUUCCUGUGCACAUCCCAGCACCAACUGCAAGUGGUAUAUCCAGCUUCAGUGGAGGGCUCCCUCCAAGACAAUUCCACCACCCCCCUGCCCUGGGUAAGCACUGGGGAGGGCAGCAGGGGCAAGGACCUCCUGGCCAGUCCCUGCACCUUGCCUACCCUGGCCCUGAACCCUCUGGCAGCACAGUCAACACAAGUUGGCUCACUACACAGGGCAAAGGCCGGCGUCACCUCCCUUCAUAAGGAAACAGCACAGAGUGUUCGGGCACUCAGGGUGCCCAGAGAGGGUCCUGCCUGAGCCUAGGUGCUUGGACUGCUAGAGUGACAGGUGUUACUGGAGGAGUCCAGUGGACACGCAGCUAUGGGGCUGCUGACAGGGGAUGUGUUGGUGUCCCUGGCUUUGGCUGCGGCGAUCUUCUUUCUCCUAGUGGAUCUGAUGCACCGGCGCCCACGCUGGGCUGCACGCUACCCGCCAGGCCCCAUGUCAAUGCCAGGGCUGGGCAACCUGCUGCAAGUGGACUUCCAGGAUGUACCCUGGUGCUUUGGCCAGCUGCGGCAGCGCUGGGACGUGUAUAGCCUGCAGCUGGCCUGGAGCCCCGUGGUCGUGGUGAACGGGCUGGAGGCCGUGCGCGAGGCGCUGGUGAAGCACAACGAGGACACUGCGGACCGGCCGCCUUCGCCACUCUACGAGCACCUGGGCUACAGGCCACAUAUGGAAGGGGUGAUCCUGGCGCGCUACGGGCCCGCCUGGCGCGAGCAGCGGCGCUUCUCCUUGUCCACUCUGCGCUUCUUCGGUCUGGGCAAGAAGUCGCUGGAGCUGUGGGUGACUGAGGAGGCCGCCUGCCUCUGUGCCGCCUUCGCCGACCACGCCGCACGGCCCUUUAGCCCCAACGCGCUCCUGAACAAAGCGGUGGGCAACGUGAUCGCGUCCCUCACCUACGGGCGCCGCUUCGAGUACGACGACCAGAGCUUCCUCAGGCUAAUGGAAUUGGUGAUGGAGGCACUGAAGGAGGAUUCUGGCCUCCUACGCGAGGUGCUGAAUGCUGUCCCCGUGCUCCUGAGCAUCCCCGGACUGGUUGGCAAGGUCUUCCCUGCACAGAUGGCUGUCAUGGCCCUGCUCGAUGAGCUGGUGACCGAGCACAGGAUGCCCGGGACCCGGGACCCGGCCCAGCCACCCAGAGACCUGACUGACGCCUUCCUGGCCGAGGUGGAGAAGGCCAAGGGGAAUCCCAACAGCAGCUUCACCGAUGAGAACCUGCGGAUGGUGGUGUCUGACCUGUUCUCCGCUGGGAUGGUGACCACCUCGACCACGCUGGCCUAGGGCCUCCUGCUCAUGAUCCUGCACCUGGAUGUGCAGCGUGAGCCCGGCUGCGGGCCCCGCUGUGGGACACUUGUGUGUCCAGGCCGUGUCCAACAGGAGAUUGACGAAGUGAUAGGAAUGGUGCAGCGACCAGCAAUGGGUGACCAGGCCCACAUGCCCUUCACCACUGCUGUGAUUCACGAGGUGCAGCGCUUUGCAGACAUCAUCCCCCUGGGUGUGCCCAUGACGACCCGUGACAUCGAAGUGCAGGGCUUCCUAAUCCCCAAAGGGACAACACUCUUCACCAACCUGUCAUCGGUGCUGAAGGACGAGGCGGUCUGGGAGAAGCCUUUCCGCUUCCACCCGGAACACUUCCUGGACGCUCAGGGCCGCUUCGUGAAGCCUGAGGCCUUCAUGCCUUUUUCAGCAGGCUGCCGCAUGUGCCUCGGGGAGCCCCUGGCCCGCAUGGAGCUCUUCCUCUUCUUCACCUCCCUCCUGCAGCGCUUCAGCUUCUCGGUGCCGCCGGGACACCCUCGGCCCAGCGACCACGGUGUCUGUAACUUCCUGGUUACCCCGUCCCCAUACCAGCUUUGUGCUGUGCCCCGCUAGGGCCCGACACCAGGCCCCAGCCUUCUCCCCGGCCGGGGGCCCUGAUGUCCAAUAAACCAAUGUGCUUUGCCCA
Messenger RNA from Lemur catta (Ring-tailed lemur), 2333 nucleotides. RefSeq names its product cytochrome P450 2D17-like. Lineage: Eukaryota; Metazoa; Chordata; Mammalia; Primates; Lemuridae. Gene Ontology annotation, cellular component: cytoplasm; intracellular membrane-bounded organelle. Gene Ontology annotation, biological process: arachidonate metabolic process; xenobiotic metabolic process. Gene Ontology annotation, molecular function: heme binding; oxidoreductase activity, acting on paired donors, with incorporation or reduction of molecular oxygen, reduced flavin or flavoprotein as one donor, and incorporation of one atom of oxygen; iron ion binding. The record is from RefSeq and is a predicted model, not a curated record.